Molecule: messenger RNA, 987 nt
Organism: Hippopotamus amphibius kiboko
Lineage: Eukaryota; Metazoa; Chordata; Mammalia; Artiodactyla; Hippopotamidae
Gene: FAM43B
Product: family with sequence similarity 43 member B
Exons: 1
Coding region: 1-987 (328 amino acids)
Source: RefSeq, a predicted model, not a curated record
AUGCUGCCCUGGAGACGUAACAAAUUCGUGCUGGUGGAGGACGAGGCCAAGUGCAAGGCGAAGAGCCUGAGCCCGGGGCUCGCCUACACGUCGCUGCUCUCCAGCUUCCUGCGCUCCUGCCCGGAUCUGCUGCCCGACUGGCCGCUGGAGCGCCUGGGCCGCGUGUUCCGCAGCCGGCGCCAGAAAGUGGAGCUCAACAAGGAGGACCCGACCUACACCGUGUGGUACUUGGGCAACGCCGUCACCCUGCACGCCAAGGGCGACGGCUGCACCGACGACGCCGUGGGCAAGAUCUGGGCGCGCUGCGGGCCGGGCGGGGGCACCAAGAUGAAGCUGACGCUGGGGCCGCACGGCAUCCGCAUGCAGCCGUGCGAGCGCAGCGCCUCGGGGGGCUCCGGGGGCCGCAGGCCGGCGCACGCCUACCUGCUGCCGCGCAUCACCUACUGCACGGCGGACGGGCGCCACCCGCGCGUCUUCGCCUGGGUCUACCGCCACCAGGCGCGCCACAAGGCCGUGGUGCUGCGCUGCCACGCCGUGCUGCUGGCGCGGGCGCACAAGGCGCGCGCCCUGGCCCGCCUGCUCCGCCAGACCGCGCUGGCGGCCUUCAGCGACUUCAAGCGCCUGCAGCGCCAGAGCGACGCGCGCCACGUGCGCCAGCAGCACCUCCGCGCGGGGGGCGCCGCCGCCUCGGUGCCCCGCGCCCCGCUGCGCCGGCUGCUCAACGCCAAGUGCGCCUACCGGCCGGCGCCCGCCGAGCGCGGCCGCGGGGCGCCGCGCCUCAGCAGCAUCCAGGAGGAGGACGAGGACCAGGACGAGGAGGCGGAGGAGCGCGAGGAAGGAGCCCCCCAGCGCGAGCGGCCGGAGGUGCUCAGCCUGGCCCGGGAGCUGAGGACGUGCAGCCUGCGGGGCGCCCCGGCGCCUCCGCCGCCCUCGCAGCCCCGCCGCUGGAAGGCCGGCCCCCGGGAGCGGGCGGGCCAGGCGCGCUGA